AUGAAUGAUCCAAACGGCAUGUAUGUAGACCAAGAUGGACUCUAUCACUUGUAUUACCAAUACAAUCCUACCGAUGUUGUAGCAGGAAACGUACAUUGGGGUCACGCUACAAGCCAAGACUUAUAUGAUUGGACCAAUCAACCAAUUGCUAUAUUUCCGGGUGAGCCGGGUGAAGGCAUCUUCAGUGGGUCGGCCGUCAUUGACGUGAACAAUACGUCUGGCUUCUUCCCAAACCAAACAAAUGGUGUAGUAGCCAUUUAUACCCUGAAUACACCAGAAAAACAAGUACAAGAGAUCGCACACUCAUAUGACAAUGGAUUCUCUUUUAUCAAAUAUUCUGGCAAUCCAGUCAUCGACAGCAACAGUACACAGUUCCGCGACCCUAAAGUCAUCUGGCAUACCCCGACAGCACGAUGGGUCAUGGUCGUUGCUUACCCCGUCGACUUCGAAAUUGGCAUCUUCUCUUCUCCCAAUCUGAUAAACUGGACAGCUGAAAGCAAUUUCAGUCAUCAUGGAAUCACCGGGUUACAAUACGAAUGCCCGAAUAUGGUCGAGCUUCCUGUCGUUACUAGUGGUGAGAAUAGCAGCCUGCCAAGCACACUCUGGGUCAUGCAAAUCUCGAUCAAUCCUGGUGCCCCUCUUGGGGGAUCCAUCACUGAGUAUUUUCCCGGCAGUUUCAAUGGCACACAUUUCGAAGCUCUCGACUCGACAACGAAGUUGACCGACUUUGCAAAGGACAACUACGCCGGUCAAUUCUUCUACAAUAUUCCGUCAGACCAAGACCAAGUCAGUAUUAAUUGGGCGAGUAAUUGGCAAUACACCAACAUCGUUCCUACUGGACAGGAAGGCUUCCGGAGUAGUAUGAGUAUACCCCGUGGCCACUACAUCGCCGAUCUCGAGCGCUUUGGCUUAAGCCUGAUAAGCUACCCAUACAAUAUUUCCUCAGUCAUCGAUAGCGAGCUGGCGUCGAACUCUAGCCUCGGCAACGGUACCGUAGUAGUGGACUAUUCGGGGGUAGAGUCCGGUGCUCUGUAUUUCGAGGCCAACGUUACCAACCUCACCGACGCUUCAUCACUUCAAGGAACCUUGAACUUUACAUUCACGUCGUCGGCGACCGGCGAAUUUGUCUCAGGAGGCACAUUCAUCUCCUCUGGCGAUGUCUGGCUCAACCGAGGCCAUAUCGGAGCACUCUCUGAUAACCCAUUCUUCACAGCCAAGUUCUCCCAGACAGGUCUAUACAAUCCGAGUAGCGGCUCGUGGAACAUUUCUGGAAUUAUUGACAGAAGCAUCAUCGAGGUAUUCUUGAACGGAGGCGAACUAGGCGCCACCAGCGUCUUCUUCCCAACGCAGCCUCUUGAUCUCAUGUUUCUGAGAGUGGCCGGGCUAAACGAGAGCGCCAGUGUAAGUGUAGGGGUCUGGAGCUUGAGAUCUACAUGGCUUGGUCAGGCAGAUGCCGGCGGUACCGUACUGGGGAAUGUGACGACUGCGGGCAUUGGUACUAACAGUUCGACCACUUCCACUUCAGCCUCAAUGAAAGCUGCAAGGUUUUUCUAG
Messenger RNA from Didymosphaeria variabile, 1554 nucleotides. It is a transcript of the gene INV1, whose product is annotated as Invertase. Gene Ontology annotation, cellular component: fungal-type vacuole. Gene Ontology annotation, biological process: sucrose catabolic process. The record is from RefSeq and is a predicted model, not a curated record. The coding region runs from base 1 to 1554 and encodes 517 amino acids. The transcript has 2 exons. Gene Ontology annotation, molecular function: sucrose alpha-glucosidase activity. Lineage: Eukaryota; Fungi; Ascomycota; Dothideomycetes; Pleosporales; Didymosphaeriaceae.